AUGCUUGGAAGCAGAAAGGAAAGGUUCGCCUCUAUUUUUAAAAGAGUCAAAGGGAUGAUUGAAAAAGGGGCUCUAGAUUAUGAAGACCGCCCAUUGUGGUACGAUGUAUACAAAGCAUUUCCUCCACGUAUUGAUCCUUCGUAUGAUCAACCAUGUCCUACUACCACAGUGCAGAAUAUUAUCUAUCCAGAAGAUUGUGAAAGAGCAGCUUUUUUCAAAGGUCAUCACAGGCUCGAAACAUUAAACAUGUUCAAACUAGUGGACAAUCGUUCGACACUGUCUAAGAGUUGA
Schistosoma intercalatum is the source of this 291-nucleotide messenger RNA. Lineage: Eukaryota; Metazoa; Platyhelminthes; Trematoda; Strigeidida; Schistosomatidae. The record is from the annotation of a GenBank genome assembly.